This is a messenger RNA of Erinaceus europaeus (western European hedgehog), 726 nucleotides long. Its product is annotated as melanoma-associated antigen B5-like. NCBI's taxonomy places the organism in Eukaryota, Metazoa, Chordata, Mammalia, Eulipotyphla, Erinaceidae. Gene Ontology annotation, cellular component: nucleus. Gene Ontology annotation, biological process: negative regulation of transcription by RNA polymerase II. The record is from RefSeq and is a predicted model, not a curated record.
AUGGAGGCUAAGCUGUUAGAGCAGUUCAUGCUACACAGUUAUCAGCUGAAACAGCACAGCAUGCUGGAAGACAUGCAGAGAAUGGUGAACCCAGCUUUUGCAGCUUACUUUGAUGACAUCUUAAUGAUAGCCUCUGAACACAUUGAGACGCAUUUUGCCAUGCACGUUGAGGAGAUAGAUCCUGUGCUCCAUGCCUAUGACCUGGUGACUCAGCUGCAGCUUCCAUAUAACAGCAGGGUGCACCCCGGCUGCGGACUGCCCAAGACCGGACUGCUCAUGUACGUCCUGGGGCUCAUCUUCACCAAGGGCAGUCAUGCCACCGAAGAGGAGAUAUGGGCGUUUCUGAGCAUGAUGAGCAUCUACCCCGGCCAGAAACACCACAUUUAUGGGGAGCCCCACAAGCUCCUCACACAAGACCUGGUGCAGCUGCAGUACCUGGAGUACCACCCCGUGCCCCACACCCAGCCCCGCCGCUACCAGUUCCUGGGGGGCCCCAAAGCCCAGGCUGAGAUCCGCAAAAUGAGGGUCCUGGAGUUUAUCGCAAAGGUUAAUGGCAAAGAGCCAACCGAUUACCUGGCCCAAUACCAAGAAGCUGUCCAAGAUGAGCAGGCCAGAACCCAGGCUCAAGUUGCCGCCAGGGCUGCCUGCACAUCUAACACCAGGAUGUGUCCCUAUGCCUGGGCACAACCUGCUACCACACUGGUCAUGUCACCGGGUUCUCUCUAG